UUAAUAGCCUAUGAGGAAGGGAAGUAAGCGAGCCACCCCCUGCGGUUAGAAAGUGGUACAGGCCAAACAGGAAGUGCUUUGCUGUGCUUGGUACCCACGUGGGUGGUGAUCUGCAGAGGGGACAGAGCUGGAGGUGACAGGAUGGCUCUGUGUAUGUGUCAGAGGAGCGCCAGACAUAUACUUUCAGCUCUGCGUAAUUCACUUGCCGCGACCCCUAGGCAGCUGAAGACAGACGAUCCGCUGUCAUCAUGGCGAUUUUCCCAUCAUUUUUUUACGAUGCAAAACCCAGCAAGUCAAAGCAUUGUUCAGUCAAGAGCAGCGUGUACACACUCCAGCUCCAAGGACGCUGUAAAGAUCGAUCUCCCAGAAAGCAAUCUGCCUGCCAUCAGCCAAAUACAACAGGAGACCAUAGGAAUGUCCACAGCGGGAGCGGACCCACUCCCAGAAGCGCUGGAGGAUGUUCCUGCUUUUUCUCCAUUGGAUGUGAUCACAGAAGAAGAAGCUGCUAUGAUAGUUCCGCAACCUCCGAUCCCUCCAGGAUCCUAUACGCUCCGAGACUAUGUGGACAGUUCAGAGACUCUGCAGAAGCUGGUGUUACUUGGUGUGGAUUUAUCUAAGCUAGAAAAACGGCCAAAUGUGGGAACGUUCCUCCUGAAGUUAGAUUUUGAGAAGGACAUCAGUAAAAUCCUCUUUUUCCUAAAAGACGUGGGUUUAGAAGACAAUCAGUUGGGACCCUUCCUGACCAAGAAUCCAUUUAUCCUCAGCGAGGAUCUGGAUAAUCUGCACAAAAGGGUGGCUUACCUGAGCUCCAAAAAAUUCAGCCGGCAUGCGAUUGCACGAAUUGUCUCCCGUGCCCCGUAUUUACUCAACUUUUCUGUGGAGAGGCUGGAUAACCGGCUGGGCUUCUUCCAGGAACAACUGGGGCUCAGCGGCGAGAAGACUCGAGAAUUGGUAACACGUCUUCCAAGGAUGAUAACUGGCAGUCUGGAACCUAUCAAAGAGAAUCUGAAGGUAUUUGAAAUAGAAUUUGGAUUUCGUAAAAAAGAAAUACAACAAAUCGCGCUAAGGGUUCCCAAGAUGUUAACUGGUAACAAGAAGAAACUCACCGAUACCUUUGAUUAUGUGCACAAUACGAUGGGGAUACCUCACCACAUCAUCACUCACUUCCCACAGGUUUUUAAUACCGGCCUUUUGAAAUUAAAGGAAAGACAUGAAUUUCUUACAUUUCUGGGAAGAGCUGUCUAUGACCCAACACAACCCAACUAUGUCUCCUUAGAAAAGCUGGUGUCCAUGUCUGAUCAAAUCUUCUGUGAAGAAAUUGCUAAGACUUCCAUACAAGACUUUGAACAAUUCCAAAAGAACAUGUGAAGACACAACAGAACCCCCAAUGUUAUAAUGGGUAUACUGUAUAGCUUUUAUAUCUGUUUGUAGAAGACUUGGAUUAUUUAUUAAAUGGCAAAGGGAUUAUUUCUUAAA
This is a messenger RNA of Hyla sarda, 1476 nucleotides long. It is a transcript of the gene MTERF3, whose product is annotated as mitochondrial transcription termination factor 3. The transcript is spliced from 8 exons. Gene Ontology annotation, biological process: mitochondrial ribosome assembly; regulation of DNA-templated transcription. Bases 142 to 1368 code for a protein of 408 amino acids. Gene Ontology annotation, cellular component: mitochondrion. The record is from RefSeq and is a predicted model, not a curated record. Gene Ontology annotation, molecular function: double-stranded DNA binding. NCBI's taxonomy places the organism in Eukaryota, Metazoa, Chordata, Amphibia, Anura, Hylidae.